AUGGGACGACUGUGGAUUAAUGCACUUCGUGUAAAUUGGCUAGAAGUUCGGCAGCAGUCAGACGGUUCUUCACAACUACAAGUCAUCCUGGACAAGAAUGAAGAGGUUUUCCGUGAGGCUAGGACAGUGCAGUAUGCUAUUCGUGACAAAGUCGAGGCUGACCUGGAUGCGUUGGUCAAAAGUGGUGUUUUGGAACCAGUCAACACCAGCGAAUGGGCGACACCAAUUGUGCCGGUUCCGAAAAAGAAUGGCGGAAUUCGCACAUGUGCCGAUUUUAAAGUGACUUUGAAUCCGGUGCUUUGUGUGGAGCAGUACCCACUUCCAUUGAUCGAUGAUUUGUUUGCAGGUCUGAGCGGUGGUCAAAAAUUCAGCAAAAUUGACCUCAACCAAGCUUAUCUGCAGAUGCAUGUGGAUGAAGAAUCACGGGAGUGGCUGACAAUUAACACGCACAAGGGACUUUUCAGAUAUUGCAGAUUACCUUUUGGCAUCACAUCUGCUCCUGCUCUGUUUCAACGGGCUAUGGAUCAAAUUUUGAGUGAAUUGCCAGGAGUACAAUGUUACUUGGAUGACAUUCUCUGCACCGGUGCCGACGAGGAGCAUCUUCGCAACCUGGAUGCUGUCUUAAAAAGGCUAAGGCAGUAUGGUCUUCGAGUGCGCAAGGAUAAAUGUGAAUUUUUGAGACCAUCGGUGGAGUAUCUCGGGCAUGUGAUAGACCACGAAGGACUACUCAAGGCUCCAUCAAAGACAAAGGCAAUUGUGGAUGCAACCGCCCCAGAAAAUGUGAGUCAGCUUAGAUCUUUUUUAGGUCUAUUGAACUAUUAUAGACGGUUUAUUCCCAAUUUGGCAUCACUUCUUAAACCAUUGCAUGAGCUGUUGUGCAAAGAUGUAAAAUGGAAAUGGACGAAUGAGUGUAACAAAGCUUUUCGAAAUGCAAAAAACGCCCUGAUUUCAUCAGAGGUUCUCACUCAUUUCAACCCUUCAUAUCCAAUACAGCUGGCAUGUGAUGCUUCACCCUAUGGGGUGGGUUCUGUCAUCUCCCACGUGUUCCCGAACGGAGAUGAAAGACCAAUUGCUUUCGCAUCGAGAACACUUAACAAAGCAGAGUCAAACUAUGCUCAAUUGGAACGAGAAGCAUUGAGCAUUAUUUUUGGUGUGAGGAAGUUCCACCAAUAUUUGUAUGGAAGGAAGUUUACUCUGUUAAAGGAUCACAGACCACUGACAACGAUUUUGGGACCUCUUGCAGGAAUCCCUUCACUGGCUGCUGCACGUCUUCAGAGGUGGGCUUUGUUGUUAUCAGCUCACUCAUACGACAUCAAGUAUCGUAAAUCUGAUUUGCAUUGCAAUGCUGAUGGACUUUCGAGGUUGCCGCUUCCUGUCACAAAACAUGAACCUACCUCAGUGGACAUAUUCUAUUUCCGAAAUGUUGAACAUGCACCAAUUUCAGCGUCGCAAGUGAAACGUGCAACUCGGAACGACCCCGACCUGUCAGUCGUCAUGGACAUGGUCAUUAAAGGACAAACCAAGUGUGAGAACACCGCUCUCAAACCUUUUUUGGAUAGGAGGUGGGAACUUUCUGUUCAAUCGGGUUGUUUGCUGUGGGGGAGGAGAGUGAUUGUGCCACAGUCAUUGCGUGCUAAAAUGCUUGCGCAACUGCAUGCAGGUCACAGUGGUAUUGUUAAAAUGAAAGAAAUGGCGAGAAGUUAUUUUUGGUGGCCAGGAUUAGAUAAACAGAUCGAAGAGACGGUAAAAAGUUGUUCAUCUUGCCAGAAGAUUGCUAUCGAUGCCCAUAGUAAGUGGCCAGAGGUAGCUAUCAUGAAAUCAACCACAUCGGAAAAGGCAAUUGAGAAGUUAGGGGAGAUGUUUAGUCGUUUCGGAGCCCCUGCACAACUCGUCUCAGACAACGGGCCCCAAUUUGUGUCAAAAGAAAUGGUUGAAUUCCUGCAAGCCAAUGGGGUUCAACACAUUAAGUCGGCUCCCUAUCACCCGGCAACCAAUGGCUUGGCAGAGAGGUUUGUGCAGACCCUCAAACAUGCUCUCAAAGCAUCACAAGUGCAAAGUACACUCCAUCAGAGACUACACGAAUUUCUCCUCAAAUACCGAACAUCUGUGCAUGCAACUACCAAAGUAUCGCCUGCGAGCCUCAUGUUUUCUCGAGAGAUACGAACUGGCAUGGGUCUUCUGAAACCACCAACCCUGAGCGAGAUUGUUCAAAUGGAUCAACGGAAGCAAGUCAAGUACAGAGACCUGCAUUCCAAGAACCGAGUUUUUGCACCUGGUGACUCUGUUCUGGCCCGGAGUUACCAGAGUAAGGAAAAGUGGGCCCCUGCCACCAUCAUUGCUCAAACUGGGCCUGUUUCCUACACCGUUCAGACAGCUGAUGGUGUUUGGCGUCGCCAUGUGGAUCAAUUGUUGGGAACACCAGACACUACUCCAGAACUGUCUAUUGAUUGUGAUGAUACUGGCAGUGUAACUAUACCAGAAAUGUCUAGCUUACCGGAUGUGCCAAAAAUACCAGAAAUGUCUAGCUUACCGGAUGUGUCAAACCCAAACAAUCCCGCUGUAAUGGUGUCUAAUUCAACCAAUGCACAAACGGAACCUGAAACGGUAUCGGAACCUGUUUCCACAAGUGGGAAAUCGGAAGUGACUGUUGAAUGUCGUUAUCCUGCACGCGACAGGCGACCACCUGAUAGAUUGGAUUUAUAAGUAAUGAGGGGAAAACAGGAGGUAUUUUUGUGUUUAUUUCUGGGACAUGUUAUGUAAGGGGGGAGGAGAUGUGACAUAUUAAUGUCACACUGCUGUUGCUAUAGUGUGCACUUCCUGUGGGUGUGGUAUCACAGUAUAAAAAGGAAUCUCUGUUAUGUCUCUGUGACAUAUAUGAUGAGAAGCACACUGAAUAAAGAAGUGUUGUUCCAUUCAA
This is a messenger RNA of Corythoichthys intestinalis (scribbled pipefish), 2917 nucleotides long. RefSeq lists its product as uncharacterized. The transcript has a single exon. Gene Ontology annotation, biological process: DNA integration. The record is from RefSeq and is a predicted model, not a curated record. Bases 1 to 2703 code for a protein of 900 amino acids. Gene Ontology annotation, molecular function: nucleic acid binding. Lineage: Eukaryota; Metazoa; Chordata; Actinopteri; Syngnathiformes; Syngnathidae.